AUGGACCAAAGCAUGGCUAGCUCUUUUCAGCCCAGGAGACGCCUCGGUGGCUCUACCAAUCUCGGCACCAUGCCUGCCCAGACCAACGACAGGCAGCCGACGCAAUCCAUCUCGGUGCCCUACACGGCCGACGGCUCGGCCAGCAGCAUCUGGGCUUAUCAUGCUGUCGAUGAUACCCCUGCUGGCUCCAAUGCUGGAGCGCGGAACGCGAACACUCGAACCCGACCCGCGAACGCUGCAACCCGACAUGCAAACUCUGGGACCCGGAACAUGAGCUCUGAUGACUGGCGGUCAGGGUCUGGCUGGAUGAUGGGAAUGCCACGAUCGACGGGCUCGCCGCGCGACGAAGGAGGCAUCGGCAACGGCAUCAACAACAGCACCAACGUGUUCGAUGGAUAUGAUGACACCUCAAUCCAGGAGACCACCACCAUGUCAUACAGAAGGCGCAGUCCUCAGGAAAACUCCUACAUGGACUCGAUCACCAGCUUUGGCAUAGCACGGGAUUCCGGUGGCCCUCAACGACAGGCUCAAUCACCUGCCAAUCUGUUCAGCCAUGCCCAUACCCAAGGACACACUCCGAGCAACUCAAUUCAGUCUCAGCGGCCAAUGCCAACGCAUUCCUCCUCAUUCCAGCACCAGUCAACCAACAGCCGCGCCUUCAACUCCAACAGGCAGCAAAUGAGCGAAGACCUCUCUUUAGAGUUCACUCGCCGGUUGACGAUGGACGACAAUUCAGCCUCUUCCAUGACCAACGUAGGUCGGUCAACCUUCAACCCAGCCUCGCAGCCCUUUGAGGUGAGGUCCAGCUCUCAGUUGAGCAACGGCAUCGACUUGUCCCAAGACCAGUUGGUCACACAUCUGAACUCACAGCUCCAUGGCAUGAACAGAUCAUCCAUUGAUCGCAUCCCCACCGCACAGAACCCUCGCCCAGAGCAAGCGAGAAGUUCCGCACCCUACGUGAAUGCGGACGUGUUGAGCGCUUUGUAUGGUAUUCCAAGAUCGGGUUUUAGUGGCGAUCACGACCGGGUGCCCGGGGCGCUGCCUGUGACCCAGUAUCCAUCCACGGCCUCCUACAACCAGAGCGCCAUGCCGUUGUUCUACUCGCCGUACUACGAUCCACUCAGCCAAAGUGUCCGUCCCACCAUGGUCACUGGCUAUAACCUACCGAAUCUGCCUCCCGGAUACCCUGGAACUGUCCCCGUACAGCCAUAUCAAACUACCGACCCCGGUAGGGAACGACGCAGCACCGUUCUCAACGACUUCCGCAAUCGCCAGAGGAACAGGCAACAGUUCACUCUCAGUCAGAUUUAUGGCCAUAUCGUCGAGUUCAGCGGAGACCAGCAAGGCUCCAGGUUCGUGCAGUCGCAGAUCGACAGCGCCAACAGUGACGAGAAAGACCGAAUCUUCCGAGAGAUCGAGCCGAAUGCAGUUCAGCUCAUGAAAGAUUUGUUUGGCAACUAUGUUAUCCAGAAGUUCUUUGAUCAUGGCAGCCAGGUGCAGAAGAGCAUCCUUGCCGACAAGAUGAAGGGCAGAAUGGUGGAUAUGUCGAUGCAGAUGUACUCCUGCCGGGUGGUUCAGAAGGCAAUGGACCAUAUCCUUGUCAACCAGCAAGCGGAACUUGUCCAGGAGCUGCAGCCCAGGAUUGUCGAUGUGAUCAAGGACGAACACGGGAACCACGUUGUCCAGAAGAUCAUUCAGCUCGUACCCAGGGAACACAUUGGCUUCAUUAUGGAUGCUUUCAAGGGUCGUGUGAGAGAGUUUGCCACUCACAACUACGGAUGCCGCGUCAUCCAGAGAAUUCUCGAGCAUGGCUCGGAGGAAGACAAGGCCAUGUUUCUGGAAGAGUUGCACAGCUCAUGGAGGUUUCUGUUCAACGACCAGUACGGCAACUAUGUGGCCCAACACAUCCUCGAGAAGGGUGACCCCCAGGACCGGGAUCGGAUUUUUACCAUGGUCAUGUCCCAACUCUUGACUCUGUCGAGACAGAAGCAAGCAUCAAAUGUGGUUGAGCGCUGCAUCAAGAACUGUACUCCUCAGCAGCGAUCCGAGAUCCAGAAGGUGAUCACCACAGUGGGUGAGGACGGAUCAAUGCCACUGCAGCAUAUGAUGUCUGAUCAAUUUGGAAAUUACGUGAUUCAGAAACUUCUGAAGCGUGCUGAACCUGCAGAGAAGGAAGCGUUCAAGGACAAAAUCCGACCUCUGCUCGAUGAACUAAAGAAAAGUGCUACGACAAGACAGGUGGAGGCCAUCGCAAAGCACCUUGAGGACGAGAGCGAAAGCGAAACAGCCACGACUCCUGCUACUACGCCGGCCUCGACCCCAAGCGCUACGCCGGCCUUGAAUACAGCAAGCGCUCUUCACGUCGACGUCAACUCGUCAACACCAACGCCCGUCUUGACGAAUGAGUCCAACAGCCCACAGAGCAGUGGUCCGCCCAGCACCAACGCCAGUGCUUUUGGUGGCCUUGCCGGUGAUGAUACGGACAAGUUGGGAAACGAGGCAAGGACAGUCCAAGUGCAGGACAAUGAAGCCUAG
Molecule: messenger RNA, 2535 nt
Organism: Fusarium keratoplasticum
Lineage: Eukaryota; Fungi; Ascomycota; Sordariomycetes; Hypocreales; Nectriaceae
Product: PUM-HD domain-containing protein
Exons: 5
Coding region: 1-2535 (844 amino acids)
Biological process (GO): nuclear-transcribed mRNA catabolic process, deadenylation-dependent decay
Cellular component (GO): cytoplasm
Molecular function (GO): mRNA 3'-UTR binding
Source: RefSeq, a predicted model, not a curated record